Molecule: messenger RNA, 1821 nt
Organism: Plasmopara halstedii
Lineage: Eukaryota; Oomycota; Peronosporomycetes; Peronosporales; Peronosporaceae
Product: Vacuolar sorting protein 9
Exons: 1
Coding region: 1-1821 (606 amino acids)
Biological process (GO): vesicle-mediated transport
Cellular component (GO): endocytic vesicle; cytosol
Molecular function (GO): guanyl-nucleotide exchange factor activity; small GTPase binding
Source: RefSeq, a predicted model, not a curated record
AUGGAAAAGCUUACAGAGUCACCGUGUCUGGUUUUUGACGAGGUACUACAUGACGAGGAUUGCGCGGAAAUGGCGCUAGAGCAUGAAAAUAUAGAGCGCGUUAUGGAUGGCCAGUGCCUUGUGGAGCAGCUUUCGCUUACGCAAAUUCCGACGGUCAAGCAUCGCAAACGUCGCCGCACUCGCACAGUUGACGCGGACUUGGAGUUGCAGUGUCUUCACGACGACGUUCAAUUCGAAAAGGAUUCGCUUCUUUACUCAAGUAACGCAAAGGAGAGUGAUACAGAAGACGGUGCCAAUGCUCUUGUUGCUGUAUUUGAAUCAGCAGAUUCGGAUCAGAAUCAGACACUACGGGAGCAGCCCGAGCUUUUGAGAAUGAAGUUUCCACAUACACCCUCUGCUUCGUUCAUGCGCGUGUGCUGCUGUGGCGAACGAAAUCGCAGCACGAUGGCGGAGGACGAGGCGUUUGAAUCACAUAGUGCAUUCAGAGAGUAUCUGGACCUGCACAUCCGCUACGCAGUGGUAGUGCGUGUUGUUAGGGUAGAAAUCGUGGACGGCCAGGUCAUAUUUGUACUCAAAGUAUCAGACGCAGAGACCCAAAAGCGCUGGAAGGUCAACAAGACGCUGAAAGAGAUGAUGCAAUUUUAUUCACAAAUCCAGCAGAUAAGUCUUUUAGAUGCACCGGUCAAGAGGUCACUGUGGGGCACGUUUCAAGGACUGAGGAAUUGCAAAUUACCUAAAAAGUUUCUUCGCUGUCGAGGCUCAUUGAAUGCGCAACGACGCGUGAUUUUCGACUCGUUUUUAAGACAAACAGCUGCACUAGUAGCCCCGGCACCACUGGGAAUUCGACGGAGGAAGGCUGUGCUACUACUACAAGAGUUUGUAGGCGUGCACCGCCAUUGUAAUGUGUUUCACCGUACCAGCUGCACGUGUUUCUCUCCCGAAAGUCAGGUGUACGCAUGUCACCUUGUGACAAGUAUCUUCGGGCUACGCAAUCAUGAUGUUACGAUAGCAUGCACGUCUCUUGUUACAAUUCUCAUUACCUCGAGUCGUGAUGAGAAGCAUGCAAAUAUGUCACAAUGCAAGGCACGAAUGCUUUUGAACACAAUAUCGCGAAAAAUGGGCGAGAUUGUAAAUAGAAUGCUGCGAGAUAAAAUGCUUUUAAGCCAACUCGCCGUUGCUCGUUCAACUCGCCCUGACUCUGACUACGACGAAUUAAUAGACGAAGUAAAGCAUUCUGUAUGCAGCUUUGUACAAAUGCGUGUGCUUGUACCAUUAGAGGAUCAUGUUUACGAAGCGCUUCACACUGUUACCGAUUGGGAAGACGAAAUUGCGCUUAAGAACAAAAUUAAGGUGCUGCAGACCAAACCUCAGUCGUUUUUCGGGGUGCCGCCGCAUAUCGUCGCUAUCUCUGGAAAAGACUGGGAAGAUGCACGUCGUGAGCUACGUUGUGUGAAUGAGUACGCUUUGCCGCUUGAUAAGCUCAAGUGCCUAGCACGCGCUGCGGGGGCUAUUUUCCAGGCAUGUGGGUCGUCGCGAUUGUCAUCAUUUCAUGAUACAAUCGGUAGUUUGACUUCGAUUGAGGAUUUGGACAUGACCCUUCGGCCUUCAAUAACUACAGAUGAAUUCAUUACAGUGCACUUGUUUGUGCUUGUUAUGAGUAAUAUGUCGCAAAUUUUGAUCACGCGUGAGUUUUUGCGAAUAAUGUGCGACCCACAAGAUAUUACUGGUGAGCUUGGCUAUUAUCUUACCACGUUUGAAGUGGCAGUAGACUUGCUCAUUAACCACAUUGACCUCGAACAGCCGCUGAUACCAUCAAAGUGA